UGUGGAUCAUCUUCACUUCCGUGAUCAACCGCUGGUCCGGACUGUGAGCCACGAGGCGUCCGGCAUUGUGCACCUCAAGGUAACCCAAUCUCCUGGCAUCACACCCACAUUCCUGCUGCUGUUUCUGACCAUAGCUGCUGUGCUCGGUGGAUAAAAGGGUGCCUGGAUCACCAGCUCUCCUGCCCAUUCAUCAUGCCUCGGAAGCAAAAGAGAAAGCCUGCUGCUCCUAAGAAAAUCCACCCUGUCAAAGGGGAGACCCAGGUAAUUCAGGAAGCACAGGCUACUACUACCGAGAAGAGAAUAUUACGCUCCUCAUCUACUCCUUUGGAGGUUACCACUCACGCAGAUUCUGCUUCUCAGUCACAAAGCCCUCCAGAGAGAUCGCAGAGAGAAGUUUCUGCCACUAAAGCAACAGAUAUGCCAAACCCGAGAUCGAAUGAAGGAACCAAAUGCAAAAGUAAGAGAAAGCACUGCUCUCCUCAGCCUCAGCUCUCCACCGAGCAGUCUCCCGAAGAUGCACUAACCGAGGAAGAUAUGCCAAACCUGAGAUCAAAUGAAGGAACCAAAUGCAAAAGUAAGAAAAAGCACUGCUCUCCUCAGCUUCAACUCUCCACGGAGCAGUCUCCCAAAGAUGCACUAACCAAGGCAGAUAUGUCGAGCCCAAGAUCAGAAAAAGAAGCAGAACGCAAAACUAAGAAAAAGAAAAUGCCUCUCAGCAAGAUGGUCAGCAAUUUGGUGAAUCACAUGAUUGAAAUGUCCGUAAUGCAAAAACCUAUUAUGAAAAAGUCUAUGUUGAAGAUUAUCGAUAAAAAGUAUAAGAAACGCUUCCCAGAACUCCUGGGAAGAGCUUCUUUCAACAUAGAAGUGGUAUUUGGCAUGGAAUUAAAGGAAGUUGAUACCCCCAAACACUCUUAUGCCCUUGUCAGCAAAAUGAAUCUCCCCUAUAAUGGGGUGCUGACUCGUGGCAAGGGAUAUCCGAAGACGGGUCUCCUGAUGAACAUUCUAGGAGUGAUCUUCAUGAAGGGCAGCUCUGCUUCUGAGGAGAAGAUCUGGGAAUUCCUGAAUAGGAUGAAAAUUUAUGAUGGAAAGAAACACUUCCUUUUCGGAGAGCCCAGGAAGCUCAUCACAAAAGAUCUGGUGAAGCUGAAAUACCUGGAGUACCGCCAGGUUCCUGAUAGCAAUCCUCCUCAGUAUGAAUUCCUGUGGGGCCCAAGAGCCUAUGCUGAGACCAGCAAGAUGAAAGUCCUGGAGUUUUGGGCCAAGAUCAAUGAUACCGAGCCCAGUGCCUUCGAGUCCAGGUAUGAAGAGGCUUUGAGAGAUGAAAAAGAGAGUGCAGAGGCCUUAGUUACACACUGUGAAAGCACUCAGGGCGUAGCCCGGGUAUGUUCCUUUCCAGGGGUUACAGUUCUUCCCACAAUAAUGGAAGUUGAUGAAGGAGAAGAUUCUGCAGUUUGUAAUUGAAGAAAGCCGACAAUGUUCCCAGCAGUGAAGGGUGGCAGUGUCUGGAGGGAACAGAGUGUAGGGUUACUUUGUGUUCCUAUUUCACAUGGGCAGUUUUGUGAUUUAUCUAUGUUUAUAUAUAUAUAAAAAUGAAAAUAUGUUUACACAGAUAAACAUUUAUAUCAAACUUUGUUUUGUUAACAUCUGAGUCUGUGAAAGAUUUU
Molecule: messenger RNA, 1664 nt
Organism: Chinchilla lanigera (long-tailed chinchilla)
Lineage: Eukaryota; Metazoa; Chordata; Mammalia; Rodentia; Chinchillidae
Product: melanoma-associated antigen B3-like
Exons: 3
Coding region: 193-1461 (422 amino acids)
Biological process (GO): negative regulation of transcription by RNA polymerase II
Cellular component (GO): nucleus
Source: RefSeq, a predicted model, not a curated record